Messenger RNA from Suillus subaureus, 578 nucleotides. RefSeq lists its product as uncharacterized. NCBI's taxonomy places the organism in Eukaryota, Fungi, Basidiomycota, Agaricomycetes, Boletales, Suillaceae. The transcript has a single exon. The record is from RefSeq and is a predicted model, not a curated record. Bases 130 to 438 code for a protein of 102 amino acids.
AGCCGAUGUUUGGCAACUUCCAGUAUGCAGUUGGCGCAGGACCCCGCAAGACUGGAUAUUCCCACGUACUCUGAGGUCACCUCAGAUCGGUGACUAGUUUAUUGUAUAUCUUACCAUUUAAUCUUGCUCAUGGUGUUUAGCAACAAGAAUUUGAACUCGGGUACUUCCUUCGUGAGACAUACCCCAAUCCUGAUUCGCCAUCUUUCAUCCAGCACUGAUGUGGUAAAUACCGGUCAGCUGGCAGUCGGCAUAGAUGCUGGUAGAGGAGAGGAGAUGUCAGACUCGACUUCGCGUGUGCCCUGCUUCAGGAUUUACGCUCAUCCACAGUCGGAGAUAACUUUGGCGAAUGGACGAACGGUCCUCCCUCCUCUUACUAGAGAAUACCAAUUUGUUUCAAACAAGUUGACCUGCUAUCAGAGCUGCUCUUUCGUUCUCUGACUGGUCUGCUGUAGUGCAUUCACCAGAGUUUUGGCAAGCUGCGUCUCUCACCUGCUGGAUAGAUUGCGAGACGUGAGUAUCAUCAUUUCUUCCCAGGUUACUUUUGAAACCAGCGACAGUCAUCAAGCUCUCACACUGGC